AUGCCACCAAGAGACCAAUUAAAGCUGCCGGCGAAGAUUAUUGAGGAGUUGGGUGGGAAGGAUGUGCUUGGAUACCGCAAACAGCAACGGCCUCUCGACCGCAAGGACAGGCGGAAGGCGGAGAGAGUCCAGAAGAAGGUGUCGAGGUCCGGGCAACCGCCUUUCAAGAAGCCGAAAGUGAACGACCCACGAGGCCGCGAGCCAGUUCGUUCGUCCACGAGCACCGAGGCGUCGAACUCGACCAAAGAAAGCCGCGGACCGAAAGAGCCCCAGGCUGCGCCGGAACCAAAGCUUAAGUCCAUAUUGAAGACAACUUCGCAAGCAAUUAAUAAACCGAGUAAACGGAUACCGGCGUCAGAACGUCUCAGGUCCCCAACCCCGCCACCGAAGGGGCCAUCUCGCGCCGUGCUGGACAAACUUGCAGAAGACGACGAGGAAAUUGCGCUGUUGGAAAAGAAGCUCGGCAUUAAAGGCAAGAAGGCUCUGCCGCAAGCAUUUCGAGAUGAUGGACUGGAUGAGCUGCUGGGUGGGAUAGAUGAGCUGGUUGGCGCUGAGGAUGAGGAAUUGGCGGAGAAGAGAAAGAGGAAGUCGGAGGGAGAUGAGUGGUUGGAUAUGAAGAGGAAGAAAGCACGGAAGACGAAAGCGCAGGAUGUCUCCGAGGUUUUGGACGAGGACGUGGGCGAUGACAGCGAUGCUGAGAGUGUGGACUCGGACCAGUCUGACGAAUUCGGAUUACAGAGCGACGAAGGAAGCGACCUUGGCAUGGAUGACGACGAUAUGGACAGUGAUAUGGGCGGCAAUGCCGACGAAGAUUCAGAGUUUUCCGAAUUCGACGAACCAGAAGAGCCAAAGAGGGUGCGUGAGAACCCAUAUCUCCCUCCCACUGCGCCAGGAACAGUCGCAUCGGCCAAAUAUAUACCCCCUUCGUUACGAAAACAAUCCGCAUCAGACUCUAAGGAUCUUGCGCGGCUACGAAGGCAGAUACAAGGUCUGGUCAAUAAAUUGACUGAGGCAAACCUCAUAUCGAUACUGGGGGAGAUAGAGACUAUAUACCGCAAUAGUGCACGGCAGCACGUCAGCUCAACACUCGUCGAUAUACUACUAGUAUCAGUUUGCGAACCAGCGGCGUUGUCCAACACUCAUAUUAUCCUGCUUGCUGGGUUCAUAUCCGCGGUGUAUAAGGUCAUUGGAGCUGAUUUCGGAACACAAGUCAUACAACAAAUCGUGGAGCGCUUUGACAAAUUCUAUUCGAAUAUCGCGGGAGUUGGGGAUACCAAGGAAACUUCAAACUUAAUAACCCUUGUUUCGGAACUCUAUAAUUUCCAGGUCAUUGGAAGCACCCUCGUGUUUGAUUACAUUCGCAUGUUUCUUGGUACUUUUUCAGAGAUGAAUACAGAGCUACUCCUCAAGAUGAUCCGAACUUCUGGACCACAGUUACGCCAGAAUGACCCAUCAUCGCUCAAGGAUAUUGUCAUCAUGCUCCGGCCUGCCGUUGAGAAGGCUGGUGGCGAAGCGAACAUGUCCGUCAGGACAAAGUUCAUGAUCGAAACCAUCAACGACCUGAAGAAUAAUAAGGUGAAGACGGGUGCAGCGGCCUCAGCGGUUAUUUCUGAGCACACCAUUAGGAUGAAGAAGACCUUGGGCACACUGAAUUCAAGAAGUUUGAAGAGCAGUGAGCCUUUACGUAUUGGCUUGGACGAUAUCCGACAAUCGGACAGUAGAGGAAAAUGGUGGCUGGUCGGUGCUAGCUGGACUGGAAACGAGGCUGCAAACCGUGAUGGAGUGCCAUCUCAGCCAACUAGCCAAGCAAAAGAAGUCGAUGUUGCAGAUGAUAUCGCAAUGGACACCCGAACAACUGACCUUGCUCAGCUUGCAAGGGAGCAGCGUAUGAACACAGACGUCCGGAGGGCCAUCUUCAUUGCCAUAAUGUCUGCGUCCGACUUUCAAGAUGCAUACAUGAGGCUGAAUAAGCUGAAGCUUAAGAAAUCACAAGAACUUGAGAUUCCAAAAGUUCUUAUCCACUGUUCUGGUGCAGAAGCAAGUUACAAUCCAUUUUACACUCUCAUCGCCAAGAAGCUCUGUGGCGACCGAAAACUCAAGAUGGCUUUCCAGUUCAGUCUGUGGGACUUGUUUAAGAAGAUGGGAGAAGGAGACAAUGAAGAUGAUGUCCCCGAUGAGGAUGAUGAGGACGCUUUGUCAACCCGGCACAUUGUCAACCUGGCAAAAAUGUUUGGCGCUUUAAUUGUUGACGGCGGGCUCACGAUCUCGAUCUUAAAGAACUUGAACUUGACCUAUCUACAACCUAAAACACAGGCCUUCGUGGAGGUUCUGUUCAUCUCGAUGUUUUUGCACCCGCAAAAGCAGCCAGCCAAGGGGGAUGACAAGACCGCCAUUGCCACCCUCAUUGGACGAGUACAGGAUAUCCCCUCGAUGAUGACUGGCUUGCAGUACUUUAUUCAUAAAGUGGUCAAGAAGACCGAUAUCGCUGGGGGGGAGGAUGAGAAGCUACGGGUAAAUCAGGCUUGCAAGGUUGCAAUAGACACUCUUCGGGCUCUGGCAGCAAGAGAUGCUGUCUGA
This is a messenger RNA of Pseudogymnoascus destructans, 2577 nucleotides long. RefSeq names its product suppressor of glycerol defect (gene SGD1). Gene Ontology annotation, molecular function: RNA binding; protein binding. The record is from RefSeq and is a predicted model, not a curated record. Bases 1 to 2577 code for a protein of 858 amino acids. Lineage: Eukaryota; Fungi; Ascomycota; Leotiomycetes; Thelebolales; Thelebolaceae. Gene Ontology annotation, cellular component: nucleolus. Gene Ontology annotation, biological process: ribosomal small subunit biogenesis. The transcript has 2 exons.